Messenger RNA from Tarenaya hassleriana, 1373 nucleotides. RefSeq names its product receptor like protein kinase S.3. Bases 354 to 1352 code for a protein of 332 amino acids. Gene Ontology annotation, molecular function: ATP binding; protein kinase activity. Gene Ontology annotation, biological process: protein phosphorylation. Gene Ontology annotation, cellular component: plasma membrane. The transcript has a single exon. NCBI's taxonomy places the organism in Eukaryota, Viridiplantae, Streptophyta, Magnoliopsida, Brassicales, Cleomaceae. The record is from RefSeq and is a predicted model, not a curated record.
GCCAUGGUUUGAUCAUAUUUUGGCCUCUUUAACAUGAAGAGUCCACAAAAUUAUCUGCAUUCUGAAUAUGCAUUAUUUAUAUUUAAUAUCCGACCGACCAGUUCAGUCCAUGAUUAAAUUAUGCACAACAAGAGAAUAUAUGAACAUUAAAAAAAAAAAAAACUGGUCGUCUGGUACAUGGGUUGACCUUGUGUCUGAAGAAAGUGGCCUGCAAGUCAUUGCCCACAUACUCAAAACCACCAAACAUAGACAAUGCCAUUGUUCAGAAUGAUGUUGUUGCUGCAGAGAACAGAGUGAGACCCGCCUCAUUGAAUUCUUACCAGUUUUCACAUCUCCUGUUGGAUUUCUCUGAAAUGGGAGCAGCCUUCAGAUCUCUGUACGGGAAGACCAAGUACGAGGAAGUACAAGAAGAAUGGGAAGAAGAUUACGGUCCUCAGAGAUUCUCUUACAAAGCACUUUACAAAGCCACCAAAGGGUUCAAAGACAGCGAGGUGGUCAGGACAGAAGCUAAUGGGAUGGUUUACAGAGGGAAGCUUUCUUCCAAUGCCCAAAUCGCUGUAAAGAGAGUGUCUCUAGACAUGGACCAAGAGACCAAACACAUUGUGUCUCAGAUCGUUGGAAUUGGAAAACUUAGGCACAAGAACUUGGUCCAGCUCCUCGGCUACUGCAGGAGAAAAGGUGAAUUGCUUCUGGUCUAUGAUUACAUGCCUUAUGGAAACCUCGAUGAUUUCUUGUUUAAUGGAGAGAAGCCUAACCUUAGUUGGUCUAAAAGAUUUCACAUCAUCAAGGGAGUAGCAUCUGCUCUUCUCUAUCUUCACGACCAAGUCUUUCUCCACAGAGAUGUAAAAGCUGCAAAUGUACUCUUGGAUGAGGACUUAAACGGGCGGCUCGAUUUUGGGUUGUCUAGAUUUGGCACGAACAGGAACCACGUGCUGGGAAGUGUCGGGUAUGUGGCUCCAGAGCUUAUAAUCACAGGAAUGCCAAUGACAAAAGCCGAUGUUUAUGCCUUUGGAGCUUUACUGCUUGAAGUUGCUUGUGGAAGAAUGUUCAUAGAAUCUCCUGGGAAGCCGGAAGAGUUUAAUCUGGUCAGUUGGGUAUGUCAGUGCUGGAAAAGAGGGAACUUGAUCGGUGCCCGAGAUGCCAGAUUGGUCGGAGAUUAUGUUCAGGAUGAGAUGGAGAUUGUACUUAAGCUUGGACUAAUUUGUUUACAGUACAACCCAGAGGACAGACCAAGCAUGUCUCAGGUGGUGAAGUAUCUUGAAGGGCAUGAUGUUUUGCCUGAAAUCCCUCCAGAUACUCCCGGGAUCGGUAUUCCCACUCCAUACAAUGAAGUUUUAGCCAACCCUGUAUAGUCCCAUGACCGAAAGAAUUUA